UUACAUUUUAAACCGGCAUGAACCGGCACAAGCUGGUUAUACCACCGGUCGUACCAUUCCACUUGCCAAACCGACACAACGGUAUAAACCGGUUUGACAACCUUCCUUCAUGCACCAACAGUAGGCCUCUAAAACGGAAGUCCAAGUAUGAGUACAACUGAUGUAUCAUAAACCUCAGACGGAUUCUCCACUUUAAGCACCCGAGCCCGAUUACAUAUGGGCCGGAUUUGGAAAGUUUUUACGAAGCCCAGUAAAGACCGGCCCUAGUCUUCAGCCUGUUAAAAAAGCCAACGAAGAAAAGAAAAAAAAAAAAAGCAUUCUCUCUGCCUCUCCGAAGCUUUUUCCAGUAACGGAGGACUCACCGUCUUACUCGAACCAAUAUUCUUCUGAACGUCCGUUUGAAUUCCGCCUUUCCGCCCCAAAUUAACGCCCUUCGUUUCAAUCGCCGACCGCCAUGGAUCUUACCGACUCUUCCGCAGCUUUCCGCGACGGCGAUUCAACGACGGCGAGCAAUCUUUGGAUGUGCUCGCUCAUCGUGCCACCCACGGAUAUAUUUAGGUCACUGCCUUGCUGCAUCGAGGAUCUGGGACCAUCUCCUCUUACGUAAGAUCUAUCCUUCUGCUGAUGCCUGAAUUGCUUUCGAUGGGCUGUAUGGGAACCUCUGAUUCGAUGGAUAGAAGUUCGGUUGAUAAAAUUGUGUCGAAUUAAGUGAGCGUGGAGCUACCUUUCUCUUUGUUGUAAGAACCCAGUGGUUCCAUGGAUAUUGUUGUAGCUUAGCUUCAUAAAUGUCUCAAGAGAUGGUGAAGAAGGAAGCUCGGUUCAAUAAAUAUGAUGGGUUUUACUCUUCCAUUCCAAUUUGUCGCUGUUGUGGAAUUUGGAGGUAUCACGACUCCUUACCAUGUCAAAUAAUUUGUGAGGCAUCUCCCUACUUCGCUGCCGGUAACUGAGUUCUGAUGAUGAUCUUGCUUGUUAUCAUUACUUCGGGGCCAUUGCGACGAAGGAAUCAGGCAGGCUCUGUGGGUCCAAUGGCACCGCUGAUUGUGAAGAGGGGAGUGGACUUUUCAAAACAAGACCUUUUCUGCUCUGUACAUUUUGUUUUCCACAAGAACGCGUUUGCUUUGUGUGGACAGAAAGGUCUUAUCUCUUUCAUAUGGAAAUCAGUGGGCAGCAAUUAAGUCCCCGGUCUUCUUGGCCCAGCUAUAGAAGUGUUUCUUCUUGCUAAUAAACAAUCAGAGCUUCCGCAAGCACCAAAUUGAGAGCUCAAUGGCUGCUGCUCCUCCUUCAUUUUAUCAUCCUGGCUCCUCCUCCUCCUCCUCCUACUCCGGGAAAUGGGAAUACGACGUCUUCUUGUGUUUCAGAGGUGCUGACACCCGCCAUGGUUUUACCGGCCACCUCAGGGCUGCUCUCCACGACAGGCAAAUCAAAGCUUUCAUCGACGAUAUGUUAGAUAAAACCGAGAGCAUCGAUGAGCUGAUCUCCGUCCUCAAAAGAUCGGCACUCUCAGUUGUGAUUUUCUCGGAGAAGUUCGCAGAUUCAAGCUGGUGCUUGGAUGAAGUGGCCACCAUUUCUCGAAGCAUGGUAGAGUUCGGACACCGGGUGCUUCCCGUUUUCUACAAAGUUUAUUCAUCGGAUGUGUCCGAGGAUUCGGGAAGUUACACUGCUGCUAUUGAGCAGCAUCAUGGAUCUAGCGCAUCUCCAGAAGAUAGGAAGAGAUGGAUGGAUGCUUUGAAAGUCGUCGCUAAUUGUGCUGGCUAUACUUCACAUGCAAUCAAGAUUGAUUCUGAACUAGUAGAGAAGAUAGUCAAUGGUGUUCUGAAAAGACUCGCAGAGAUUUCACAUAGAGUUAAGUUUGAUCACUUGGUUGGUAUGGAUGCUCGAGUUUCCGAGGUCGAACAACUAUUAGCUAUGAAUGUAGAUGAUUUUCGCAUUAUUGGUCUUUGGGGGAUGGGUGGUAUAGGAAAGACCACUCUGGCUACAGCUUGCUAUCAAUCAUUUGUAUCAUCUGGAAAAGAAAUGAAGCAUCACUUUAUUCAGAACAUCAAUGAGAAGCUUGAAAAGCAAUCUGGAAUCGAAGGAAUGGUACAUGAACUCUAUUCGAUAUUAUUGUCAGAGGCUAACUUAAACUGCCACAACCUGGGUAUUGAUCAUAGAAGGGAGCGUCUUUCUCGUCUAAGGGUGUUCCUUGUUCUUGAUAAUGUGGAAACAGUACCGCAAUUGGAACAACUGUUGUUGGGAGAUAAGCAGGCUGCAAAUCUCUUUGGCCCUGGAAGCAGAAUUAUUGUGACAACUCGAAACCGAAGAGUACUUGAGAAUGCAGGGGCUCAUAUAUAUGAGGUGAAGCAUUUGCAUUCUCAUGAAUCGCUCCAGCUGUUUGGGAUACAUGCAUUUAAAAACUGUCUUCCGCUUGAUGAUUAUGUGGAUCUAUCGAGUGUCGCCGUAUCAUACUGCAAGGGAAGCCCUUUAGCUAUAAAGGUCUUGGGAUGUGCAUUGCUUAAUAAGCAACGAAGUUAUUGGAAGAGCUUCUUGUCUGAAUUGGAGAAAAAUCCAAAGCUAGAAAUUCUUGAUGUCCUUCGAAGAAGCUACAACGAGCUUGAAAUUGUCAAGAAAGGAGUAUUUUUGGAUAUUGCUUGUUUUUUUCCAGGGGUUCUGAAAUCUUUAGUGAUUAAUUGUUUUCCCACUAGUUACAUAGAGGAUUUAAUCGAUAAAUCUUUGGUUAGCUGUGUCUUCAGCAAAGGUGUAGAGAGAAUUGAGGUUCAUGACUUGCUAAGGGAAAUGGCUUGGGUUAUAGUUAAUGAGGAAUCAAAAUUUGAAAAUCGCAGUAGAUUUAAGAAUGCUGAUGAUGUUUACAAGUUAUUGGCAGUUGGAGAUGUCAAAACAUUAAGAAGAUUCAACUAUUUGAACAUUAUGAAAUCGAAAGAGAAGCAUGGGAGUGCCUUUGAGCCCGUUAGAACCACUGAAGGCAUCCUUUUGAACCUUUCCGAAGCAACGGAUAUACACAUGGAAGCCAACGCCUUUGAAAGGAUGACAUCUCUUCGUUUUCUCAAGUUCACCUAUUGGGAAAAUGAUCGUAGAGCUUCUAAAGUUCGUGUACCAUACGGAGGCCUUGUCACCCUUCCAAAUAGUCUGAAAUGGUUGGAGUGGCAUAAAUUUCCUUCAAAAUCUCUACCAUCAAGAUUUUCUCCAGAAAACCUUGUCGUACUUAAUCUACGUACUAGCCCACUACUGAAAAGAUGCUGGAAAGCCGAGCCACAACUUUUGAAUCUAGUGGGGCUUGACCUCUCUCGCUGCAUAAAUUUAGAAGCAGUCCCAAACCUAUCAGGGUCUCCGAAGCUGGAGCGCCUCUAUCUCGAGGGCUGCAAAAGGUUGAUUGAACUACCAUCUCACGUUCAAGAUCUGGACAAACUGAUAGAACUGGACCUCGAUGAUUGUACAAAUCUGCAGAUCCUUCCUCCGAAACUCAACUCAAAGUUCCUCAAUAAGGUUCACUUAUCCAACUGCCCCAAGGUCACUCGUUGUCCUGAGAUUAAUUCAACCGAGUUAGAGGUUUUGAAUUUAACGGAGACACCUGUCACAGCCUUGCCACGUGCAAUUUACAAUAUCAAGCUGGGUGGCCGACUGCGUCUCUGCGGCGAACACAUCACCCGCUUCCCCGCGAUCUCAACAAGCUUGGAAUUUUUUCGGUUGUGCCAUACCACAAUAACAGAGAUGGAUUGUUAUGAUGGUGAUGAUCAUCAUCAGCUGGCUUCUUUGCCAAGAUUUGCUCGAUUGGUGUUGAUUGGCAACCCCCAACUCAAGAGCUUGUCAAGUAACGUCUGGAACAUGGUCUCUCAAACGCUCAUUCUCGAAGAUUGCCCGUUGAUUGAAAGUUUGCCUGAAAUCUCACAGCCUGGGACUGGCUUAACUUCGCUUUCUAUAAGAGGAUGUUGGAAACUGAAGAGCUUUCCAACCGACAUCAACAAUCUGAAAUAUUUGCAGUUCCUUGAUUUCGUUGACACAGAUAUUGAGUCCUUGCCUUUAGAUAUUGUGGAACUUGACCAACUCUCCCAUUUAGAGUUGCGUUCCAACAAAAGCUUGGAGUUCGUCCCAAGCAACAUUCAUAAGCUUGCCAAGUUAUCCUACUUGUCCUUGGCAGGCUGUUCGAGGAUUAAAUAUUUGCCAGAACUCCCACCCAAUCUUCUAACUUUGGAUGUAAGUGGUUGCACAUUGCUGCGAGCAUUGCCAAGCAACAUAGGCAAGCUGAGAUGUAAGAAGCUGUGGUUUGAAGAUUGCCCGCAACUGGAUCCGUAUCUUCCUCAAGAAGUAGUGCUCAAUUUCUGUAAUCAUGCCAUGUCAAAUCUAUAUCCUCAGGGUGUUCUUCAAUAUUCGGCAAGCGAGAUUCCAAGGUGGUUUGCUUUCAAAAGCCCAAACUAUGCAAGUGAUUCAUGUAUGAUGGGGCAAUUGACUCUUCCAAACUGCACUACUACACGGCUAAUCAAGGGGAUUGCAUUUGGCGUUGUGUGUUCUUCGGAUAUUGGCCAAGUCAUGAUAUCUAUCACUUGCAAUUGCAACAUCGGCACCGGUGUCGCUGCCUCUUGGAGUUCUCCCGUUUUUUGUUUCGGCAAGACCCAAUCGGAUAACGUAUAUAUAUGGUAUGAGAAGAACUUGUUAGGUGAGACUGAGGAAAGCAUGCGAGAAGAAGCAGAGCCUUGGUAUGUGAGAUAUGCUGGGCUCACUGUUCUCUUCAGAUUUUCCCUUCAACCAGGCGAGGUAGACGAAGGCAAGAGAGAAGAUCCCAAGAGAUUAAAGCGCAUCAAAAUCAAAAGGACGGGCGUCUCUCUACUGUACUGACUGCUGAUAGGAUAGCCAGAUUGGUGGUCCAUGGGAAUGAGGAGAAUGGACAAACAAUUGUUGUUUGUUUCUUUGGAGUAAUUGUGCAUGUCACUUCUGUAACUUGUUUUAGACGUUUUAGAAAGAACACAGAUGAAAGAUUCCCCCACUCUAAUGGCUUCCUCCUCUACCAAAGCUUUUCGUGUGGCCUUCUUCAUCUCGUAAGGUCAUGUGCAGUGGAGAGUGGGAAUACAACGUUUUCUUGUGUUUCAGGGGUCACAUUUUCAAGUAGCCAACGCAUUGGUUCCCUCAGCUGCUGGAGUAGUGAGGAGAGGGAUUAUAAAUUGACAGCUCUAAUAUCAGGUUGUUUGAAGACGUUAACCAUGCGCUAGACGAUGAUUCCGGAAAACCAACCUGAUACCUUUGUUUGGCUAGAUAGGCCUCCUAUGUGUUUAACUAAUCUGUUGCAGCUCAACAAUGUAACAUCGGAUAAUGAUUAACAAAGUUUAAGCAGAUUC
Linum trigynum is the source of this 5324-nucleotide messenger RNA. The record is from the annotation of a GenBank genome assembly. NCBI's taxonomy places the organism in Eukaryota, Viridiplantae, Streptophyta, Magnoliopsida, Malpighiales, Linaceae.